GCCAGAGCAACACAAAGGAAAAUAUAGUUUUCAGUAAUAACUCUUCUUCAACAAUCCUUGGCUAGAAAUGGCUUUUCACUCAAAACGUUCUUUCCAAAGAGGAGAUCAAGUGGAAGUGUCUAGCAAUAUGGAAGGGUUUCUUGGCUCAUUUUGGCGAGCAACCAUAGUUGCAAAUAUGGGUACAAACUACGUGGUUGAGUACAAAGAUCUCGUGGAGGAACAUGAUGAAUCUACACUUCUGAGAGAGACUGUCAUGGCGAACCAGGUCCGGCCUCUGCCACCUAGAAUUGCAGCUUCUCGGUUUUCCGAUAAUAACAAGGUUGACGCGUUUGACAGGGACGGUUGGUGGGUCGGAAAGAUUUCUGGGAGGGAAGGGUCUGAUAAGUACUAUGUUUUCUUUGAAACCACCGGGGAAGAGAUUGCUUACCCGAUUUCGCAGUUGAGGUUUCAUCUAGACUGGCGCAAUGGCAAGUGGAUUUCUCACAAGAAUCCUUCCAAAAAGAGGCGCAAGAUGGAUGAUGAAUAAUGAAUUUUUACGAUGUCCCAAUACAACAACCCCCUAUUAUAUAUGUACCAAAGAUAUGACGCUUAAUUCAAUUUGAUUGAUGGCUUUGUUAUUUUUUUUUUUUAUUCGAAAUAGCUUUAUUCAUAAACUGAUUUAGGUAAUAGCAGCUCCAAAAAAAAACGAGGUUACCAUUGUGAGGGCAUGCACGUCCAGCCAAACCCUGCGCUGCUUUCCUCUUUUUUGAACAAGUAUUCUUUUAGGGGGAGUCUUCUUCAUUGGCGAGCUAGUAGGAAAGAACAAGGCGGCGAGGGAUGGCCAUAGGUGGUAAAAUCCGUCGUUGCACUGCCAUCAUGAAUAGUGAGUGCAGCGGCCAAUCUCGCUGUCAUGGCUACAAUGGCCAUAUCGCCUUGGAGGGGAGAUAAAGGAGAAAAAAGAAGAGAGGGCAGACGAGGCAGGGACUGGGGUGAGAUCGGAUGUGGAGACGUGAGUGGGGAGAAA
This is a messenger RNA of Rosa rugosa (rugosa rose), 1003 nucleotides long. RefSeq names its product protein AGENET DOMAIN (AGD)-CONTAINING P1-like. The transcript has a single exon. The record is from RefSeq and is a predicted model, not a curated record. The coding region runs from base 68 to 526 and encodes 152 amino acids. Lineage: Eukaryota; Viridiplantae; Streptophyta; Magnoliopsida; Rosales; Rosaceae.